CAUACCAGAACACUGUCAACAAGGCCUGUUGGCAAAUCGUACCGCGUAAUCGACACUCCGACACUGUUCCUAUCCGGGGGAAAGGGAAAUAACGGCGCUUGCCUAGUCUGCCUGCAUUGUGAGAUAAAUACUAUGGUUCAAAUCACUUCAACCCUGUCCUUCCUUCUCGCUUGCUCUACGCUCUCUGUAGCAGCACCUAUCGUCGCCCGCACGGCAGCACCAAAGAGACUUCUAAAUUGGAACACAUGGACUCCACCAGCUUUAGAGAAGACUCAAUACUUCCAACCUACUAUUCGCACUAUGGCAGAAACCACUGGUCAAAACUUUCAAUUCGCCCAAAACUUCGCACAAGCCAACCCAGGCGCUAUCGUUCACACUUUCAAUGAACCUGAACUCAAUGGCAUAAGCCCUCAAGCCGCUGCCGAUGCGUGGAACACCAUCCUUGCCCCCAUGAGGGCUUCCACUGGCUGCAAACUUGUCUCUCCCGGUAUCACCAACACACAGGCCAGUGUUGACUGGCUCAACGAGUUCUUUGGCAAGAUCACCAGCCAGCCCGACUUCCUUGGCCUUCAUUUCUACGACAAGGUUCCCGACAAUCUCCAAAGCUGGCUUGAAGCGCGCCACGGCGAGCACCCGUUCCCCAUCAUUCUCUCAGAGAUUGCUUCAACCAGCACCGACCAGGGCACCGUUGACUCCAUGACCAAGACUUGGGCCAACUACAUGGACGGCGCCGAUAUCGUCCACCAGUAUGCUUUCUUUGGUGCCAUGCCUGUCCUGCCCAACGACGGUGGCUUCAUCCCUACCACCACACUACUCAUGAACAGCAGUGGUGACUGGAAGCCGUUGUUGAAGGAGCUCGUCAGCAGCUCCCCUAUGCAAUAAGCCUGAAGCUCAUCUAUGAGGCAGUGACCUCAACACCCUCGUUUCUUAACAGUACUAGUUACUUCAUUUCAUGUUUAUACUUUAUGUAACAGGUUGGGAAUACCCCUGGGAUUCGUUGACGUUACGACGCUGCGUACUGUGUACUGCGACUCUUUACUUUCAUGCAUCAAUCACGAGCAAUACAGUCUGCACGGACGAUUUAGCCAUG
Molecule: messenger RNA, 1090 nt
Organism: Pseudovirgaria hyperparasitica
Lineage: Eukaryota; Fungi; Ascomycota; Dothideomycetes; Acrospermales; Acrospermaceae
Exons: 4
Coding region: 133-882 (249 amino acids)
Biological process (GO): fungal-type cell wall polysaccharide metabolic process
Cellular component (GO): fungal-type cell wall
Source: RefSeq, a predicted model, not a curated record